Molecule: messenger RNA, 2565 nt
Organism: Ochotona princeps (American pika)
Lineage: Eukaryota; Metazoa; Chordata; Mammalia; Lagomorpha; Ochotonidae
Gene: GHR
Product: growth hormone receptor
Exons: 10
Coding region: 220-2133 (637 amino acids)
Biological process (GO): positive regulation of receptor signaling pathway via JAK-STAT; growth hormone receptor signaling pathway; cytokine-mediated signaling pathway
Cellular component (GO): cytosol; membrane; external side of plasma membrane
Molecular function (GO): growth hormone receptor activity; growth factor binding; peptide hormone binding
Source: RefSeq, a predicted model, not a curated record
CAGGGCGCAGCCAUGGGAAGAGGAGGCGGUCUGGGGAACGGCGGCGGCGGCGGCGGCGGCUGCUCCAGCGGCGGUGGCGGCGGCGGCUGCUGCUGAGCCCGGGCGGUGGCCGGGACCCCCGGCUGGGGCCACGCGGGCCCGAAGCCCCCGCGCCAGCGGCCCCGGCGCGGACGCGAACCCGCGCUGUCUCCAGAGGCGAGACUCUGAGGUCCUACAGGUAUGGAUCUCUGGCAGCUGCUGUUGACCGUGGCACUAGCAGGUUCAAGUGAUGCUUUCUCUGGAAGUGAGGCCACACCAGCUACCCUUGGCAGAGAAUCCAAGAGUCUUCACAGAGUUCAUCCAGGACUGGGAACAAAUUCUUCUUGGAAGCCCAAAUUCACCAAGUGCCGUUCACCUGAACUAGAGACUUUCUCAUGCCACUGGACAGAUGGGGUGCAUCAUGGCCUGACGAGCCCAGGAUCUGUGCAGCUGUUCUAUAUAAGAAGGAGCACGCAGGAAUGGACUCAAGAAUGGAAAGAAUGCCCUGAUUAUGUUUCUGCUGGCGAGAACAGCUGCUACUUUAAUUCAUCGUAUACCUCCAUUUGGAUCCCCUACUGUAUCAAGCUAACUAACAAUGGGGGUACAGUGGAUCAAAAGUGUUUCUCUGUUGAGGAAAUAGUGCAACCAGAUCCACCCAUUAGCCUCAAUUGGACUUUACUGAACAUUAGCUUAACUGGGAUUCAUGCAGAUAUUCAAGUGCGAUGGGAACCACCACCCAAUGCAGAUGUUCAGAAGGGGUGGAUAGUUUUGGAGUAUGAACUUCAAUACAAAGAAGUAAAUGAAACGCAGUGGAAAGUGAUGGACCCGGUCUUGUCAACAUCAGUUCCAGUAUACUCGUUAAGGCUGGACAAGGACUAUGAAGUGCGUGUGAGAUCCAGACAACGAAACUCUGAAAAAUAUGGCGAAUUCAGUGAGGUGCUCUCUGUAACCCUGCCUCAAAUGAGCCCAUUUGCAUGUGAAGAAGAUUUCCAGUUUCCUUGGUUCCUAAUUAUUAUCUUUGGAAUAUUUGGACUGACUGCCAUGCUAUUCGUAUUCAUCUUUUCUAAACAGCAAAGGAUUAAGAUGCUGAUUCUGCCCCCAGUUCCAGUUCCAAAAAUUAAAGGAAUUGAUCCAGAUCUCCUCAAGGAAGGAAAAUUAGAGGAGGUGAACACAAUCUUAGCCAUUCAUGAUGGCUAUAAGCCUGAGUUCUUCAAUGAUGACUCGUGGGUUGAAUUUAUCGAGCUAGACAUAGAUGACCCUGAUGAAAAGACCGAGGGGUCGGACACAGACAGACUCCUAAGCAACAACCAUGAGAAGUCAUUGACCAUCCUUGGGGCGAAAGAUGACGACUCUGGACGUACCAGCUGUUAUGAACCUGACCUCCUGGAAACUGACUUCAAGGGUGACGAGAUCUCAGAGGCUGCUCAACCGCAGAGGUCAGAAGGGGAAGCAGAUCUCUUGUGCCUUGACCAGAAGAAUCAAAGGGACUUACCUUACCAAGAUAUUUCCCCUGCCGCGCAGCAGCCCCACGUCGUCCCCGCAGAAGACAAACCGCGAUCGCUUCUUGCUGGUGAAAUCGAGUCAACUCUUCAAGCUGCACCUUCUCAGCUCAGCAAUCCAAAUUCACUGGCAAACAUCGACUUCUACGCCCAGGUUAGUGACAUCACGCCAGCAGGGAGUGUGGUCCUUUCCCCGGGCCAGAAGAAUAAGGCAGGGAAUUCUCAGUGCGAUGCUCAUCCAGAGGUGAGCCCAUUGUGCCAAGCCAACUUCCUCAUGGACAACGCCUACUUCUGCGAAGCAGACGCCAAGAAGUGCAUCACCACGGCCCCUCAGGUUGAGCGGGAAUCACGUGCCGUACCCAGCUUUAACCAGGAGGACAUUUAUAUCACCACAGAAAGCCUUACCACUACUGCGGGGAGGUCUGGAGCAGUGGCAGCCACAUCGGGUUCCGAGGUGCCCGUCCCGGACUAUACCUCCAUUCAUUUAGUGCAGUCUCCGCAGGGCCUCGUACUCAACACAGCACCCUUGCCUGUGCCCGUGCCCUUGCCUGACAAGGAGUUUCUCUCAUCUUGUGGCUAUGUGAGCACAGACCAACUGAACAAAAUCAUGCCUUAGCUCUUCUUAGAUUUCCCAAGAGCUACUAUGUCUUUCAUGGCAAAGGAUUGGCUAGGGCAUGAAUGCUUAAACCAAAACAAUGUGUAAACCUUGCUAGGGGUGCAAUGGCAGAAUAGGAGGUGGAUUCUAAAUGCCUUUUUUGGAAAUGUUGAGACAGGAUAUUAAAAAGGAAAAAAGAAAAAUCAGAGGAAUGCUUAAUCAGAUAGCUACUCCUAUUGUGAAUUGUAAAUAUUUUAAAGAAUUGUCUCAGACUGUUUCGUGGUAGUGAUUGUCUCCUUGUGGUGGGUGUUAAUUUCAUGAUACUAAGCAUUGAAUGGCUAUGUUUUAAUGUACAGUAAAAAUCAUGCUUUUUGAAAAAGCGAAAAAUCAGGUGGCUUUUGCAGUUCAGGAGAACUGAAUGAGAAUCAUAGCACAGGCUAAUUUUUGUUUUUC